ACAAAACAGGAAAGAAAAGAAAAAGGGGUUGUAGGAAGGGCGGAGCCGUUCCCUUCGCCGCCACCACCGCGAUAAGCGAGGCCACCGCCGCCUCCUCCUCGUCACGUCGUGCACGAUCAUCUCUCUCGCCGUUUCAUUUUUUAGGUUUUGUGCUUGUUAUUAUGGAUGACAAGAGUAAAGUAAAGAAGGAAAUAGAUGGCUCCCUUGGACCCCCUCCUCGCAAGGGGAGACUUAAAUUCGCACCCAAAGUGCCACCAAAGAAAGCUGCAAAGGUUGUCCUGAAAACGGAACCGGUCGAGGAGAGCAAGGAUGAAGCCGUCGAUAUGGAAUUAUUGACGAAACUUAAGACAUCGCAGAUCACUGACCCCUUUGCAAGAAAAGUUAAGACUGAGGAUAAGCCAAAAAGUUGUAUACAGGUUGCAUUUGGACAUGGAAACUCUUCAUAUGCAAGAUCUUUUCCCAUGACAAAAAGUUCUUCAGCAGAUGGAUCAGCUUCGAAAUUGCCAAAAGAAUAUGCAGAGCCUUGGGACUAUACCCAUACUAAUUAUCCUGUUACUCUCCCACUGAGGAGGCCCUACUCUGGAGAUCCUGAAAUUCUUGAUGAGGAAGAAUUUGGAGAAUCUUCUGCCGGCAGAGCUCAAGAUGCUGAAUUAACCGCAGCGGAAGAGCUUGGAUUAAUGGAUCGGUCGGACACACCACAGCUGCUCUUCUUCCAGUUGCCUUCAUCUCUUCCUUUACCAAUGCAGCCACAAUCGGUUACAGAGCCAAAUAAAGGCUCCAAGGAGAAUGCUAAACCUGCAAGUACAAGCUCCAAGGAGAGAGGUGAGGGCACGAGGCCAUCAUCGUUCCGUGGCUCGAAACUUAAAGAGCUGCCUGGAGGUUUCAUGGGGAAGAUACUCGUAUAUAAGAGUGGUAACGUGAAGAUGAAGAUUGGAGAUACACUCUAUGAUGUUUCGGCUGGCUCAAAUUGCAUGUUUGUCCAGGAGGUUGCAGCAAUAAACACCAGAGAUAAGCAUUGCUGCACAUUGGGAGAGAUCAGCAAGCGAGCUGUUGUCACCCCUGAUAUUGACUAUUUGCUGGGUUCUGUUGACAAGAUGGAAGAAUAGCCAUUUCUUUUGUGCAAACUAUGGCCAGAUGCCAUUGCAUGGGAGGCAUGUUUCUUCAAGAGAAAAGCGGCGGGUUUCACAAGGCGACAAUUUUGUGUUUCAACAAAAUAAAUAUAGAGUCAGACACAGGUUCCUUAAACAAAGAAGGCAUUCACAAAUAGGUCAGUGCUAAGCUGAGGAAAAAAUAAAUAAACUUUUGUUUAUUGAUUAUGAAGUAUUUGUGUCCUCCUAUUCUUUUAGGCAAGUUUUCUAAGUGAAGUAAAGAGGCAAAAUCCAAAAAUAGAUAACAGAUUUGUCAAAAUAGACAACAUAUCGACAUAUUUGUAAAUCUAGCGCAAAUAUUCGGCACCUCAAACACCAAAAAUCCGAUUUCAGUACCUAAGACGUCGAAAAAGGAUGAGUUUGUCCUAUAUUCGAUAUCUCAAGUGCCGAAUAUAACACUGUUCACUGUAUUCAGCACCUUAGAUGUCGAAUAUGGGUCGGCGUGCUUCACCUCUCCUGUUGUUAAUUUGUUUAGGUAACUUUUUUGUGAAGGUAGUUGUGUAGGUAACUUUUUUGUGAAGUAUCAUAUAACACGGUAACCAAUGCUGAAUACGGGUAGACGUGUUUCACCUCUCCCGUUGUGUAAUUUGUUUAGGUAACUUCUUUAAGUUAGUCAUGUACGUAAUUUUUUUAAAGUAAUGUUGGGAGGAUAUAAAUUCUAAUUU
This is a messenger RNA of Phragmites australis (common reed), 1813 nucleotides long. RefSeq lists its product as uncharacterized. Gene Ontology annotation, biological process: transcription by RNA polymerase III. NCBI's taxonomy places the organism in Eukaryota, Viridiplantae, Streptophyta, Magnoliopsida, Poales, Poaceae. Gene Ontology annotation, molecular function: DNA binding. The coding region runs from base 162 to 1106 and encodes 314 amino acids. The transcript has 11 exons. The record is from RefSeq and is a predicted model, not a curated record. Gene Ontology annotation, cellular component: RNA polymerase III complex.